UACAAGAACUGUGUUGUUCUCAAGGUGGUUAAAGGAGAGGUUUCUGCCUCAGAUCUACUAAUUCAGUUGAAUGGGAUCUUUUGUAAGAACAAAGAGUGGCCAUGGCAAAUCAGAGAGUUGGAGAACAAGAAGUUCCUGCUGAGAUUUCCCCCUUGGAAAAAUGUAGAUGACCUAAUUGAAUUUCCUCCAUUUGAAUUGCCAAUUGCUGGUGUAUCUGUCAAAAUCUGUGAGUGGGAAGGAAUGUUAGAUGAGUUUGGAGCACUGACUGAGGCCUGGGUACAGAUUGAAGGAAUUCCACCUAGGUGGUGCGCCUGGAAAGUUUUUGCCCAGAUCACAGCGUGCUUUGGGAUACUGGUGGAUGUUGACUAGAAUGGGAUUUUCAGGAGUUUCUAUGAGAUUAUUCGAGUCAAAGUCGCCUACAGAGAUCCCAGAAAGAUUCCUUUUGAGAGAUUGGUGGAGAUGAAAAAGAAACUAUAUCUGUUGUUCUUUAUAGUGGAAGGGUUCGAGCAAAGUGGUGAAGAUGCUGAUGGAGGGGAUGAUGAUCCAGAUCAGGAUAACCUUGAGGGAAAUGAAGAAAACGACAAUAAAGAUGCUGAAGACAAGGAAGGAAUGGAAGAAGACAAUGAGGAGGCGAUUGAUGAACUGGACAAGGCCAACUUUCCUACCAAGACAGGCACACCUUCUAACUCGAACAAAAACAUGUCUCAAAUGGCUGCUUCUGCAGUGGAAGUCCAUCAGGUCGACAUGAAUGAUGCAAUGCAAGGAGAGAUCAAUGGUGACCUCGAAGAUUGGACCCCAAUGAAGGAUGAUGGAAGUGAAACUAAGCCAACUUCUAGGUUUGAAAAGUCUAAUGCUCUGUCAGUCCAUUUGGACUACUGCUCGGAACAGCUUAGUAAGUUUGAGAUGGAGGAAUCUGAUGUGGAAGAGGAAAACAUCAAUAUGGAUACAGAAUGCUUACCUGAAGACCUAGCAUUGGCAAUGAAUUCGGUCAAAAGAUCACUAUUGGAAUCACUGGAGAAAGCAGACACUGUGGUCAAGAAGAAACUCAACAUCAAAAACUCACCUACAUGGGGCCCGGUGCUGGCUGUAAACCUAUAACCAGAAAACAUGGAGAUGUAAAGAUUAUGGACAAGGCUGCUGCAUACAUGAUGAAGAAGAACUUGGAAAUACCAGCCACAUUUAAAGGGGCGCAAGUGGAAAAAUGUGAAAUGCAUUCUUGCAAAACUAAGCUGCUUUUUACACCAAUGGAUGGUUCUUUGCGACGAUGGGCAAGCAAAGCUUCUACAAUGAUGCAUCCUACUGCUGGACAAACGGCGUGGGGAACUCCUCCGGAUUGCUUGGAAGUGAGGCUGGGGGGGACCAACUGAAAAUCGGGGCGAUGGAGAUAGUGGAGCAUCCCUGGAGCUCUGAUUUGGACCCAUUUUUC
This is a messenger RNA of Aegilops tauschii subsp. strangulata, 1426 nucleotides long. Lineage: Eukaryota; Viridiplantae; Streptophyta; Magnoliopsida; Poales; Poaceae. The record is from RefSeq and is a predicted model, not a curated record.